AUGGCAAUAUUCUCUAGGGGUUACUUGCUCUCCCUCUCCCUCUCUCUCCUCCUCUUGUUCGACGUCUCUUUAGCCCAAUUCGGGGAACAAGGGAGGAGCCCAUUCGGGAGCCAGCGCCGGUUCGGGUCUCAGAGCCGGUGCCGGAUCGAGAGGCUCAACGCCCAGGAACCGAGGCGGAGGGUCGAGUCUGAGGCAGGCCUCACCGAGUACUUUGACGAGGACAACGAGCAGUUCGAGUGCGCCGGGGUAGCCGCACACCGCCGUAUUGUUCAGCCUGGAGGCCUCGUCUUGCCUAAAUUCUACAAUGCUCAUGCCCUCACUUACGUUGUCCAAGGCAAGGGUAUUUUCGGCAAUGUGAUGCCGGGAUGCCCGGAAUCGUUCCAGUCCUUCCAGCGAGGCGACCCUAGGACAUCGCGUGAAGAAGGCCGCCGAGGACGGUCGGAGAGAGACCAGCACCAGAGAGUCGACCACUUCAGAGAGGGUGACAUCAUCGCAAUCCCUGCAGGAGUUGCUCACUGGGUCUACAACGAUGGAGAACAGCCCAUCGUUGCGUUCACGGUUCUCGAUACAAGCAACAAUGCCAACCAACUCGACAGCAACCGCAGGGAAUUCCUUCUCGCCGGAAGGAAGGGGAGAGGCCAACACUUAGGCGUCGAGCCUAGAGAAGACUCUGACGACUUUAACCUCCUCAGCGGUUUCGACACCGAAAGUUUGGCCGAAUCCAUGGGCAUAAGCAGGGACCUAGCGGAGAAGCUGAGAGGACGAAGCGACGACAGGGGGGAGAUUGUGAGGGUCGAGGGAAGCUUCCACAUCGUGAGGCCGUCAAGAAGGGAAGAGGGAAUGAGCGAGGGAGAGGAGAGAGAAAGGGAGUACGAGGAAGAGGAGAGAGAGAGGGAGAGGAGGCGUCUGAUGGCAAACGGACUUGAGCAGGCCUUCUGCUCGGUGGGGGUGAAGCGCAACAUCGAUGAUCCGAGGCGUGCGGACAUAUACAAUCCUAAUGCAGGGAGGACCACCACCCUCAACAGCCAGAAGCUUCCCCUUCUCAGUGCGGACAUAUACAAUCCUAAUGCAGGGAGGACCACCACCCUCAACAGCCAGAAGCUUCCCCUUCUCAGGUAUCUCCAGCUCAACGCGGUCAGGGGUGUCCUCCACAGGAAUGCCUUUGUUGCCCCACACUGGAACAUGAACGCCCACUCCAUAAUGUACGUCACCAGAGGAAACGCUCGGCUCCAGAUCGUCAACGACCGCGGCAACACUGCCUUCAACGGCGAGCUCCGCCAAAACCAGCUCAUCGUCGUCCCCCAGAACUUCGCGCUCUUGAUCCAAUCAAGAAGCGAAAACUUCGAGUGGGUAGCUAUAAAGACCAACGACAACGCAAUGGUCAGCCCCAUCGUCGGAAAAACAUCGGUAUUCAAGGGGUUGCCUGAGGAAGUGCUGAGGAAUGCUUACAGGGUUUCGAGGGAGGAGGCGAGGAUGUUGAAGUAUAACAGGGGAGAGGAGAUGGUUGUGCUUGCUCCCCACUCUUCUCAGUCGAGGGGAAGAGCCGAGGCUUGA
Molecule: messenger RNA, 1554 nt
Organism: Asparagus officinalis (garden asparagus)
Lineage: Eukaryota; Viridiplantae; Streptophyta; Magnoliopsida; Asparagales; Asparagaceae
Product: glutelin type-A 1-like
Exons: 4
Coding region: 1-1554 (517 amino acids)
Molecular function (GO): nutrient reservoir activity
Source: RefSeq, a predicted model, not a curated record